UCUCUCCUUUCCUGUCACGAACUGCAGGUGGAGAAAUUUUGGAAUCUUCAUCGGAAAACUGAAUUAAGCUGUAAGAUUAUCUCUCGCCGUUCUUUGAUCGGAGGAAAAUGACUUCCGAGCAGGAGCUUCUCACUAUCGAGCCUCUCGAGCUAAAGUUUCCCUUGGAGCUUAAGAAACAGAUCUCGUCUUCUUUUCAAUUGCUAAACAAGACCGAUAAUUUCGUUGCUUUCAAGGUGAAGACAACUAAUCCUAAGAAGUAUUCCGUCCGACCUAACAGUGGCAUUGUGCAGCCUCGUUCAACCUGCGCUGUUGUAGUUACUAUGCAGGCCCUAAAAGAGGCACCCCCAGAUUUGCAAUGCAAGGACAGAUUUCUCGUCCAAAGUGUUGUUGCAAAUCCAGGUGCCGUCCCAAAGGAUGUUAAUGCAGAGAUGUUUGACAGGGAGGCAGGGAAGCAUGUUGAGGAGUCUAGAUUGAAAGUUAUUUAUCUUUCCCCACAUAAGCCACCAUCGCCAGUUCCAGAAGAAUCUGAGGAAGGAUCUCCACCUAGGUCAUUUGAGUCUGAAGGUGGACAUUCCAGUCAUUCUGAAGGAGUAACUGCUUCAAGAGAUCAUAAGGAGAUUCAUGACAGCAGCAAUGAGUCAAAGACCCUUUACUUAAAGUUGGCUGAAGAGAAGACUUAUGCAGUUGAGCAAAACAAAAGACUUCGUCAAGAACUGGAAAUGCUGAAGCGUGGACAAGCAAAAACGAGUGGAAGAAUUCCAAUAUUGUAUGUAUUGCUUAUUGGGCUGAUUGGACUUCUUUUGGGAUACUAUAUGAAGAGUUAGGGGGGGUAUCAAAUUAUGUAAUAUCUGUGUUGGGUUCAUGAUCAACCAAGGGAGAAGGAAUAAGGUUGAUUUAAAAUAUAUAUAUAUGAUGGAUGAAUGAUGAUGAUGAUGAGGGAGAGAGAAGAAAAGAUAUUUCUAUUUUUCUUUUUUUAAUAUUAUUUUUCCACUUUUGGAAGUGCUUCUUUAGAAGCCACAACAACAGGUUUGACAGUGGGCUGACUCUGUAAGAGAAUCUGGAUGCUUUUUUUUUAUUUUAUUUUUGUAAGUUUUAAGGUUGUGAUGAAUUGUGAGACUUGUUUGAAAGCACUAUCUUGCUCUUCUUUUU
This is a messenger RNA of Impatiens glandulifera, 1149 nucleotides long. RefSeq names its product vesicle-associated protein 1-1-like. NCBI's taxonomy places the organism in Eukaryota, Viridiplantae, Streptophyta, Magnoliopsida, Ericales, Balsaminaceae. The coding region runs from base 108 to 824 and encodes 238 amino acids. Gene Ontology annotation, cellular component: plasma membrane; endoplasmic reticulum membrane. The transcript is spliced from 8 exons. The record is from RefSeq and is a predicted model, not a curated record. Gene Ontology annotation, biological process: endoplasmic reticulum membrane organization.